CCAUUUUUAUUUCUCCCACGACUUUCCUCCUCUCAAUUGAAUCUCCCUCCCCAAAACCACACCCUCACCAAAUUAAUCUCACAGCCGCCGCCGCAAUGCCGCCUCGAAUCCGCCUCUCCGCCUCUCCCUCCCUCUCCUUCACCUUCCGCCGCCUCUACUCAACUCCCUCCGAGCCCCUCAUCCGCGUCACGAACCUUCCCGCAGGCUCAAACGGCCACAUCCGAGUCCUCGAGCUCAACCGCCCGCAGGCCCGAAAUGCAAUCUCCAAGGACCUGCUAGCCUCGCUGCGCGCAGAGAUAGACGACGUGCAGAGCCAGUACGGCCCCAACGGCGAGGAGAAGACUACUGGAGUCGACCAGAACGGUCCCACGAGAGCUCUCAUUCUUGCCAGUGCCAUUGAUACCUGCUUCUGCGCUGGCGCAGAUCUGAAAGAGAGACGCGGCUUUACCCCAGAAGAAACCGCCCAGUUCCUCUCCAACCUCCGCAGCACCUUCGCCAACCUCUCCAACCUCCAGAUCCCAACAAUCUCCGCCAUCUCCUCCCUCGCCCUCGGCGGCGGCCUCGAGCUUGCCCUCUCCACCCACUUCCGCGUCCUCUCCUCCAACGCAACUGUCGGCCUGCCUGAAACCCGCCUCGGCAUCAUCCCCGGCGCCGGCGGCACCUUCCGCCUGCCUGCCCUCAUCGGCCUUUCCCGCGCGCGCGAUCUCAUCCUCACCGGCCGCCGCGUUGCCGCCCCGGAGGCCUAUUUCCUAGGCAUUGCUGAUCGCCUCGUCGAGGUCGUCCCGGAGGAUGAGCGCGACGGCGCCGAAAUCCUGCAGAUCGCGCGCAAGUCUGCCCUGUCAGAGGCUGUCAGGCUGGCUCAGGAGAUCUGCGAAGGAGGACCCAUUGCUAUCCGUGCUGGUCUGCAGGCCGUUGCCUGGGCUAGGGAGGAGAAGGAGAAUGAGAUGUACCAGAGGGUCGUCAACACAGAAGAUAGAAAUGAGGCGUUGAAGGCAUUCCAAGAGAAGCGAAAGCCCGUGUUCAAGGGCCGGUAAAAUUACAAUUUAAUAGAAAUAUUUAAUGAAAAAUGAACAAAUCGUUAAUGACAAUCGUG
Molecule: messenger RNA, 1093 nt
Organism: Trichoderma asperellum CBS 433.97
Lineage: Eukaryota; Fungi; Ascomycota; Sordariomycetes; Hypocreales; Hypocreaceae
Biological process (GO): fatty acid beta-oxidation
Cellular component (GO): mitochondrion
Source: RefSeq, a predicted model, not a curated record